Phoenix dactylifera (date palm) is the source of this 2308-nucleotide messenger RNA. It is a transcript of the gene PARP2, whose product is annotated as poly(ADP-ribose) polymerase. Gene Ontology annotation, molecular function: NAD+ poly-ADP-ribosyltransferase activity. The record is from RefSeq and is a predicted model, not a curated record. Gene Ontology annotation, biological process: protein poly-ADP-ribosylation; double-strand break repair. Gene Ontology annotation, cellular component: nucleolus. NCBI's taxonomy places the organism in Eukaryota, Viridiplantae, Streptophyta, Magnoliopsida, Arecales, Arecaceae.
CCCUCGCAAGCCUCGGACUUUCCCUGCCCCUUCCGAAGCAAAACCCUAUAAAACCCCCUCCCCUUCCCUCCUCUUGCUCCUCCUCUCAAAAUAUAUAUAUAUAUACAAAAACCCAGGGCCAUGUCCUUGAAGCUCAAAGUCGACGAGCUCCGCGCCCAGCUCUCCGCCCGCGGUCUCGACACCGCCGGCACCAAACACACCCUCGUACGGAGGCUGGACGCGGCCCUCCGCGAAGAAGGGAAGGAAGAGGAGGCAUCCAGAGAUGCCAGGGAGAAUGGCGCCUCCAAUGCGGGCAAGAAGAGGUCCAGAGAUGAGCCUGAGGUGGGCGAUGGGAUCGAAAGGCUUCGGGAGAUGAGCGUCAGGGAACUGAGGGAACUGGCUUCCCUUCGUGGGUUGCCAGCUCACGGGUCGAAGAGGGAACUCGUGGAGAGGCUCUCUGUGGAUGCGGAGAAGGGUUCUGAGGAGGUUCUUGAAGGAAAGGAAAUCGAGGGGAGUAAGAAGGAGAAGCUGAUUACAGCUACCAAGAAGGGCGGGGCGGUGUUGGAUCAGUACCUUCCGGAUCAUAUAAAGUCGAACUACCAUGUGUUGCAGCAAGGAGGUGAAGUUUAUGAUGCUAUUCUGAAUCAGACAAAUGUUGGAGAAAACAACAACAAAUUCUAUGUUAUUCAAGCUCUAGAAUCUGAUGAUGGUAGGACAUUCAUGGUUUACAAUAGAUGGGGUAGAGUUGGAGUGAGAGGUCAGGAUAAGUUACAUGGCCCCUACACAUCACGAGAAAGAGCGGUAAAUGAAUUUCAGUUGAAGUUUUUUGACAAGACAAAGAAUCAGUGGUCUCAUCGCAAAAAUUUCACAUGUUACCCUAAAUGCUAUACUUGGUUAGAGAUGGACUAUAGUGAAACAGAGAAGGAAACAGUUGUAAAUAAAUGUGAUGACUCCAUCACUACUCAACUUCGAGAGACAAAACUUGAGCCACGCAUUGCAAAGUUUAUAUCCCUGAUCUGCAAUAUCAGCAUGAUGAAACAGCAAAUGUUGGAGAUAGGAUACAAUGCUGACAAGUUGCCACUUGGUAAGCUAAGCAAAUCUACAAUAUUGAAGGGCUAUGAUGUCUUGAGGAGGAUAUCUGAUGUGAUUUUACAAUCUGACAAGAAAAAACUUGAACAAUUAAGUGGGGAGUUCUACACAGUGAUCCCACAUGACUUUGGUUACAAGAAGAUGCGUGAAUUUGUCAUUGAUAGUCCUUAUAAAUUAAAAUGCAAGCUUGACAUGGUUGCAGCCCUAGGGGAGAUAGAGAUUGCAACCAAAAUUUUGAAAGAUGAUGCUGACAUGCAGGAAGACCCUUUGUAUUCUCGUUAUCAACUACUCCAUUGUGAAUUAAUGCCAGUCGAAGUUGAUUCGCAAGAAUUUUCGAUGAUAAAGAAGUAUAUGCUAAAUACUCAUGCCCAAACACACUCAAAUUAUACAGUUGAUAUUGAACAGAUAUUUAAGGUUUCAAGGCAGGGUGAAUUUGAACAUUUCAGAAAGUUUUCUAAUAUAAAAAACAGGAUGCUUUUGUGGCAUGGUUCUCGACUCACAAACUGGACUGGGAUUCUUUCACAAGGAUUGCGAAUUGCUCCUCCAGAAGCACCGGUCACCGGUUACAUGUUUGGAAAGGGAGUUUAUUUUGCUGAUAUGUUCUAUGCAAAUUAUUGUUGUGCAUCACAUGAAUCUAGGACUGGAGUGCUGCUUUUAUGUGAGGUUGCAUUAGGUGAUAUGGCUGAGUUACUAAAUGCAAAUUAUAAUGCUGAUCGUUUGCCAGAGGGAAAACUGAGUACAAAAGGGGUUGGAGGAACAGCACCAGACAUGUCAGAGUUCGAGACUCUUGAAGACGGUCUAGUUGUUCCCCUUGGAAAACCAAAAGAGCAAGCAGACCAUGAGGGUAGCUUGCUGUACAAUGAAUAUAUUGUGUACAAUGUGGAUCAGAUAUGGAUGAGAUAUGUCGUUCAAGUAAAUUUCAACUUCAAGAGAUGAUGGUCGUUUCUGCUCCAAGCUCACUUUUGUAGCAGGUUCAGAAGCUUCCUAAUGUCUCAAUGUGCUCUAACAAUAUAAACUUCCCUGCUGAAGUUAGUUGAAUUAUGGAAUAUAUAUAGUUUUUUUUUCCUUUUUAUCUUCUUGGGCUAAUCCAAGAGUAAAUAGAGGCUCACUUUUAAGUCAGCAGAAUGUUUGAAUUUUUGGUUCCUCCAUUUGCCCCUCCAGUUAGCUGGAAAAGGCAAUUAUCUGAAUUCUGCCUUGUAUUUUCAUGACUUAGAUGCGAGUAAAAUAUUUUGGCCUCAUA